Molecule: messenger RNA, 4583 nt
Organism: Alternaria rosae
Lineage: Eukaryota; Fungi; Ascomycota; Dothideomycetes; Pleosporales; Pleosporaceae
Exons: 8
Coding region: 208-4278 (1356 amino acids)
Biological process (GO): phosphorelay signal transduction system; phosphorylation
Molecular function (GO): protein binding; phosphorelay sensor kinase activity
Source: RefSeq, a predicted model, not a curated record
GCAUUUCUCUCUCCCGACCUCGAAUACGGCUGCGCGCGAAAUUUCUCAUGAUCAGGACAGGGCGUUCACUCCAUGUUGUUAACUGGUCUGGUUGAGGCGUUCGAAAUCGGCCCUAUCUUCCGCGGUCGCCUCGGUUCGCGGAUACACGAGUCGCAUCACGACCCUACGCGGCUAUAAUACUCGCGCCACCACACCACCGUGAUCAUAAUGACAGAGACCGACAGCGGCGAUGGCGGCUACUUCCCUAUGGGAGAGCGCUCUCGCUCCAGAUCUGCGUCUCCCAGCUCGAUUCGUAGCGACUCGAUGUCAAUGCAUCUCACGGAGCCAUCAGCCACCAUGGCUUCGUUUACUGCGCUUCAGUACUUGCCAGUACCGGUUCUUGUCUUGUCUGCGCAAAAGACGGUAGUGUUGGCGAACGAGGCCAUGGGUCGCCUUUUUGGUAUUGAUUUUGAAAGUAUUCAUGAUCUUUCAAUAUCGGAGGCGUUGCAGGACAAAACUAUGGGUGAUCUUGGUGUAGAUAUUCUACAGAAUGGCUCCCCAAUUCUGAUCACGUGGGAGAGCUUUCUGGACUGCGUAAUCGACGACUCGAUAGCAAGCAGCUUAGAUGAAGAUGGAGAUUCGCAUAUGGGCAGCGGCCACACCACGCCGACCGCAGCGAGCAUGACAUCUCAAGGAAACCCUCGGUCGACAAAACCAUUGCCGCGCCUGAGCAGUACGAACCUUUCUCGAACAACGGUACGCGACGUAUCAGUAGAGGUGGUCAUUGCGCCACUUUCUUUGGAUUCCGAGGGCACGUUGCACAAGUCUGAAAGAAAGGGAGAUUACGAAAAUGCAAUGCAGGCAUCUUGCAUCAUAUCCAUUUGGAGCAUUGAAGAGACCCAAUAUUACACGCUGACUUUCACAAGUGCAAUAGCAGCUGACAGUGCGCCACCACCCUCCAGUCGUAUAGUCACUCGUACAAACACGGGAGCUCGCCUCGACAAGUCCCGAAGCUCGGGCUCCAGCUCUUCAUCAGGCCGUCGUUCGGGAAGCAGCUCGAAUUCGAAUUCCAAAGCUGUUACGCCUACACUACAGCAGCCUGAAUUCCCACCUCGAGGUCCUCCUACUAGGGGCAAGGCUGACAUUGCAAAUUCGGCCUCUAUAUUCCAAAAGGCGACACAACUCAAGGACGCUAUCUUGAACUCUAUUACCAUGCCCGCCUACGCAAUGUGGAAAGACCAAAGCUUCGGAAUUCCAAACAAAGCCCUCCUGCGACUACUUUCGAAAGAUUCCACCUAUGCGCCUGGAGACCAGCGAGAUUUCCUCAGCCAGUUUACCUGUUGGACCGAAGAUUUCCAGCGCCUUCUGGACCUCGACGAGUUCCCCAUUAUUGAGGUCUGCCGUACACGAGAAAGAGUCGGAGGACGGCGUAUCGGUAUGCGACAUCCGCUAACAGGUACUCGGAUUGUGUAUGAGAUCAAUGGAGAGCCUGUGUUUCACGAAGAGACUGGGGAUUUCCUCGGUGGUAUAGUGGUCUUCAAGGAUAUCACCGAGUAUACCAAGCAAAUUGCCGCCCAGAUUGAAGAGAACGAGAAGCAGUUUGAGUACAUUGCAAACUUCAUGCCAGUCAUGGUAUGGACGACUACACCUGAUGGGCUUCACGACUGGUUCUCUCAACGGUGGUAUGAUUACACAGGUUUGACUGUCGAUCAAUCAUUAGGCGAGGGCUGGCGCCUACCGUUCCAUCCAGAUGAUAUGGCAGCAACUGCUCAACGUUGGUUCCACUCUCUCAAGACAGGCGAAGAAUACAACACAGAAUACCGAUGUCAGCGCUAUGAUGGAGAGUGGCGCUGGAUGUUGGGACGAGCUUUACCCUUUUACGAUGACUCCGGACGCAUAGUCAAGUGGUUUGGCACAUGUACCGAUAUUCACGACCUGGUCCUAGCACGUCAAGAGGCUCGUCAGACAAGAGAGCAAUUACAGCAGGUCAUUCAGCACGCGAAAAUAGUCCUAUGGGUCAUCGACCGCAACAAUGAGGUCAAGGUCUUGGAAGGAGAUAUUGCGGCUAGCGAACGACACAAGAAGGACGAACUGGUUGGAAAGAACGUUUUCGAUGUCUUCGAGUUGCGUGGCAACGAUCGAGCGCGUUGGCAUGGUCCUAUUCAGGAGAUCUUACAGGGAAAACAAUCAGCCGAGGUCGUAAACGGAAGAUACUUGUCGGAAGCUCGCUACUACCGGACCCGUCUAGUACCGCUCAUGAGCGCCUCCAGGACUGCAGGCGUCGAAGGCAGUGCUUUUGUGAACGGUGUGAUUGGUGUUUCUAUGGAUAUAACUGAGCUGCGGGAAAGAGAAGAACAACUCAAAGAGCAAGAGAAGGAGAAUUCGAGGCUCCUGGCCAAUGAAGCGGCAGCGAAAGAAGCAAGUCGGAUGAAGUCGCAGUUCUUGGCUAACAUGUCCCACGAGAUCCGGACACCUAUCGCUGGCGUAAUUGGUAUGUCUGAGCUCCUCUUCGAUAUGAACCUGGACGAGGAACAGAAGGAAUGUGCCGAGAACAUCCAUCGAAGCGCGAACAGUCUUUUGACGGUCAUCAAUGACAUUUUGGACUUUUCGAAAGUUGAGUCUGGACGACUGGACGUUGAGGAGGUACAGUUCAGUCUCAGCGUCGUUCUCCGAGACGUAAACAAGAUGAUGUCUUUUGCUGCCCAGAGGAAAGGUCUGGAUUACCAGAGCUCCAUACAAGAUGAGGUUCAGGCAGACCUGCGCGUGAUGGGAGAUCCAGGCAGAUUACGGCAAAUUCUCACCAACGUGCUAACCAACAGCAUCAAAUUCACCUCGGUGGGUACCGUAAGACUUGCCGUCUCCAUCAGUCAAGAAUCAAAGGAUAUGGUCACGGUCAACUUCAACGUUGAGGACACUGGAAUUGGCAUAGAAGAGGAGGUCCGCAAGCGAUUAUUCCAGCCCUUUAGUCAGGCAGAUUCGUCCACGGCUCGACGCUUCGGUGGAACUGGCCUGGGUUUGACCAUCAGCAAGAACCUGGUUGAGCUCAUGAAAGGUCAGAUAUGGCUGGACUCGAAGCUGGGACAAGGUACUACUGCUACUUUCUGGAUACCGUUUACUCGUGCGCCUUCGCAAGACGGAGAAUCACCUUUAGUUCAUCUAGAGUCAAUUCCAGAUCGACUUCAGAGUGACAUGUCAGUCUCAUGUGGCAGCUCGGAAGGCCACACACCGCCGUUGACACCACAACUUCCUAAUGGGAGCUCACCAUACCCAUUGCUCAAAUCAGCCAUUCCGGAUCAUCUGAUGAGUCUUCCCGAAAACGAAAGACAACAGAUUCAUGUUCUCGUCGUCGAGGAUAAUCACAUCAACCAACAAAUCGCACUCAAGACGAUCAAAAAGCUUCACUUCUCGGUCAAUGCAGUGUGGAACGGCCAGGAAGCUUUGGAGUAUCUAAUGCAGGAGUUCGGCCCUUCACACCCACGCCCGGAUAUCAUCCUGAUGGACGUUCAAAUGCCUAUUCGAGACGGUUACUCCGCCACCCAUGCUAUCAGGACAGAGGCGCCAUGGCGCAAUAUGCCCGAAAUUCGAGGUGUUCCGAUCGUUGCCAUGACGGCUAGCGCGAUCCAAGGCGACAAGGAGAAGUGUGUAUCGUGUGGUAUGGAUGACUAUCUCGCCAAGCCAGUCAAAGGGAAGCUGCUGGAGAAGAUGCUUGUCAAGUGGGCACUCGAAGGACGGCGAAAGACGGCGAAAAGCAAGCCACCCACAAACGACAAUGAUCAACACAGCGUCGCAACCCCAAGCUCCAAGGUGGGCUCUAGGGCAAAAGAUCACCCGCGAACGGCAGGCCUGUCGGUUGAAUCUGAAACAACGGCGCAGGCAUUGACCGCUGAACUUGACCGCCUUCAUUACCAGAGCGAUGCAGCAUUCACAAGGUCCAACGAGAACGAGGGUGAGCGGGCUAUGCGGCGUAUCUACGCUGAGGAAAGAGACACGAAAUUGCGCGACGAAAAACUGCUCUCCAUAGUCGGGCCACAGCUCAUCCGCCACAACAGCUCUCAGGGGCCACAGAACGAACCAUCAAUGCCUCUGACUGAGGCAAACAUUGAGAAAUUAGCCCAUGAACAAGAAUCAGACUCUCUCAUAACAAAGAAGUCUGGUUCACUGGACGAUGCCAACUCAAACAGGGCGAACAAUGCCCAUAGUAAGACCAACACGAGACAGUCUACCUUGGCACGACCGGGACUUCAGAGCUCGCGCCAUCACGAAAGCGAACGGACAGUCGUAGAGCACGUCGUUCGAUGAAAUGCUCAAAUGAAUGCUACAUCACGACCAGCGUCAUUUCAACAUCAAUAGAGCCACGACAUGUCGAGAAGGCGCCCGCGCCUUCCUUUUUACAGACCAAGCAUUGACAGCGCACUGCCUGCUGUUGCACCACUUGCUCGAAAGGUCAAAGUCAAUCUGCAAGAAAGAAGUCAUGCAGGAGCGCUUAGACACUCAACCACAGUACCGGAAACUUCACAGAAAGAUAGGGAUGCAUCACAGGGUAGCGACAGGAAGUUAGAUGGAGGUUUUGCUCGGCGACCUUUGAGCCUCAUUUCAUUGGCAGG